UCUGAAUCCUUCACUUCCGACUUAGCAAUCUGAGCAAAGCAAACAUCAACAUACCCAAGAUACAGAAGACAGAAUGAAGGCAGCACGUUACUACGGAAAGGAAGACAUUCAGAUCAAAGACGACAUACCAGUACCCGAGACUGGCGAUGGCGAAGUCAAAAUCGCACCAGCUUUCGUAGGUAUAUGCGGAACGGAUCUCCAUGAAUAUAUGGGAGGACCGAACUUCUCGCCAACACAACCACAUCCCGUAACGAAAGAGCAAAUACCCAUCACAAUCGGCCACGAAUUCUCUGGAGUCGUUAAAGAAGUCGGCACAGGUGUCAGUGGUCUAAAACCAGGAGACAAUGUCGCAGUACAGCCGACGAUCUAUUGCGGACAUUGCGGAGCAUGCAAAGUAAAUGCAGAGAACGCAUGUCCCAACGGCGGCUUCGUUGGGUUGAGCGGAGGUGGAGGCGGCAUGAGCGAGUUCGUGGUCGUGCCUCAAGAAGCCGUCUUCCCACUUCCAUCGAAUGUCGAUCUCGCCAUUGGAGCUUUGGUGGAGCCAUUGGCUGUUGCUUGGCACGCCGUGGAUGCUUCACCCAUCGCGAGUCUGAAAGAGCCGACUGCUUUGGUAUUUGGAGGUGGCCCGAUAGGAUUGGCUGUCGUCCAAGUCCUUCUCGCGCGAGGAACUAAGACCGUGAUCUGUGCAGAAGUUGCGAAGAAGAGACAAGAGUUCGCCAAGGACUUUGGAGCACAUCAUGUUAUUGAUCCGACCAAGGUCGAUGUCGCCACUACGGCUUUGGAGCUUUGCGGUGGUCUCAACGGACCUGAUCUCGUUUUCGACUGCGCAGGUGUACCCAAGUCAUUAGAGACAGCCUGCAAGGCUGUCAGAUCGCGAGGCACCGUCAUCAAUGUCGCGAUCUGGGAGAAGGAAGUCCCGUUCAAUCCGAAUUGGCUCGUCUUCCGCGAAGCUAGCUAUAAGGCUGUGCUGGGGUAUCAAGCCAAGGAUUUCCAGGGUGUCGUGGACGCGCUGGGACAGGGUAAGCUGAAGCCGGAGAGCAUGAUCACCAGCAAGAUUUUGAUGAGUAAGCUUGUCGACGAUGGGUACCUCGCAUUGAUCAAUGAGAAGGAUAAGCAUGUGAAGAUAUUGGUGGAUGUGCAGGGC
This is a messenger RNA of Pseudocercospora fijiensis CIRAD86, 1144 nucleotides long. RefSeq lists its product as uncharacterized. The transcript has 3 exons. Lineage: Eukaryota; Fungi; Ascomycota; Dothideomycetes; Mycosphaerellales; Mycosphaerellaceae. Gene Ontology annotation, cellular component: cytoplasm. The annotation marks the transcript as partial. The record is from RefSeq and is a predicted model, not a curated record. Gene Ontology annotation, biological process: butanediol biosynthetic process. Gene Ontology annotation, molecular function: zinc ion binding; (R,R)-butanediol dehydrogenase activity.